GCUUUCAUUGAAAAUUAAAAAAGAAAGGAAAGAAACUCUCUGCCCUUUUGCUUUUUUGUAUCCGUUGAGACCUCAUGCUUACUCUCAAUCUCUCUCCCAUCGCCACUACAAAAUCUCUCUGAAUUCCCAAAUUUCCCGAAGAUUUGACAAUUUUUCUCAGAAGAUUUGACAAUUUUUUCUCAUCACCCAAACAGCCAAUUCCCUGGAAACUUCCACUUCCACGCCGGAAGUAAUGUCGGCCUCCGGCAACGCAUCUGACGUAACCUCGAAAAGCUCUCUCUCUCAGACGCUGAACUCCGAUACACCGUUUCUUAAAAUUAAGCUCUACGUCGUAGUCGUAGUUGCCAUAUGCAUAUUAUUGGUUUCUAUAAUAGUAUGUGUCUGCAUUUUCUGGAAGCGCAAAAUGCGCGUGAAGCACAGUUCGAGCCUGAUCCCUCUGGUGUCGAAGGAGAUCGUGGAGAUCAAGGAGGUGGGUCGGACUGAUAAUUUGGGUAAAGUAGAGGGUAAGAUUGGAUUUGGUGAUUUAUUGAAAAUGGGGGAGAUUGAGGUUAUUAAAGGUAUUGAGGAAGAGAAGGAGAAGAACAAGAGUGGAGAGAGUGAUGUUGGCGGUUCAGGCUCCAGCAAUGUUUCAAUGGCCGAUACGCAGAAUAUCGGGUGGGGUCGGUGGUAUAGCUUGAAGGAACUGGAGUUUGCGACACGUGUCUUCGCGGACGAAAAUGUGAUCGGUGAAGGUGGGUACGGCGUCGUAUAUAAGGGUUUCUUGCAGGAUGGAUCGGUGGUGGCUGUCAAGAAGCUUCUUAACAACAAGGGUCAGGCAGAGAAGGAGUUCGAGGUGGAAGUUGAGGCCAUUGGAAAAGUAAAGCAUAAGAACUUGGUGGGAUUAAUAGGAUGUUGUGCAGAUGGUCCUCAGAGGAUGCUUGUUUAUGAAUAUGUUGACAAUGGCAAUUUGGAACAGUGGUUGCAUGGUGAUGUUGGGCCUGUAAGCCCUCUGACCUGGGACAUUCGAAUGAAGAUUGCCGUUGGAACAGCAAAAGGGCUAGCCUAUUUGCAUGAAGGGUUAGAGCCCAAAGUCGUACACCGUGAUGUGAAAUCUAGUAACAUUCUUCUUGAUAAAAAGUGGAACCCUAAAGUAUCUGAUUUUGGAUUGGCCAAGCUCUUAGGAUCUGAGACGAGCUACGUGGCUACACGUGUGAUGGGGACAUUUGGCUAUGUUUCUCCUGAGUAUGCAAGUACAGGCAUGCUUAAUGAGGGGAGUGAUGUCUAUAGUUUUGGAAUUCUAUUCAUGGAGAUACUUACAGGAAGGAGCCCGGUUGAUUAUUCUAGACCACCUGGAGAGAUGAACUUGGUUGAAUGGUUUAAAGGAAUGGUGGCAAGUCGUCGUGGAGAAGAGAUAUUAGAUCCCCUAAUUGAAGUUCAGCCCUCUCCUAGAGCACUGAAACGGGCCUUGCUAGUCUGUCUCCGUUGUAUAGAUUUGGAUGCCAAUAAGCGGCCAAAGAUGGGGCAGAUUGUUCAUAUGCUCGAGGCAGAUGAAUUUCCUUUCCGUCCUGAAAUACGGGUGUCUCGAGAGAAAGAUACUCUUCCUCCACAAGGUGUUUCAAACAAAGUUCCACACCCAAUCACGCAUGGGACAGGUAGCAAUCUGGAGAGGUCGAGGCGGAGAUAGUUGUUUAGAUAUCAGUAGUACCUAAAGGUCAGACUAUUUUGUAGCAUAACCUUCACACUUGCAUAAAGGAAGAAAUUAUAGGCCUUGAAUGUGCAUAUUAUUUCAUCUAUAUUUUUGGUUUUGUCAUUAUAUAUUUGGUCAGCAUUCUUAAAAUUUGGCAUGUAAAUAUAUACUCCAUUGUUAUCUUAAUACGUUAUACGUCGCAGUUUUUCAGUCA
Messenger RNA from Tripterygium wilfordii, 1880 nucleotides. RefSeq names its product probable receptor-like serine/threonine-protein kinase At4g34500. The coding region runs from base 233 to 1663 and encodes 476 amino acids. The record is from RefSeq and is a predicted model, not a curated record. NCBI's taxonomy places the organism in Eukaryota, Viridiplantae, Streptophyta, Magnoliopsida, Celastrales, Celastraceae. Gene Ontology annotation, molecular function: protein kinase activity; ATP binding. The transcript has 7 exons. Gene Ontology annotation, biological process: protein phosphorylation.